Zophobas morio is the source of this 2021-nucleotide messenger RNA. RefSeq names its product dorsal root ganglia homeobox protein (gene Drgx). The record is from RefSeq and is a predicted model, not a curated record. Gene Ontology annotation, molecular function: RNA polymerase II transcription regulatory region sequence-specific DNA binding; DNA-binding transcription factor activity, RNA polymerase II-specific. NCBI's taxonomy places the organism in Eukaryota, Metazoa, Arthropoda, Insecta, Coleoptera, Tenebrionidae. The transcript has 6 exons. Bases 193 to 1260 code for a protein of 355 amino acids. Gene Ontology annotation, biological process: regulation of transcription by RNA polymerase II.
CUGACGAGACGCUCCGGAGCGGACUCCUUCCGGAUUUAUUUUUGUUGGUUGGGUUGUGAUGGCGCGAAGGGUCGGGUAGUGUGACAGUGGCGUUGCCGGCAGGGUUUUCCGCGUAAGGGGGGCAGACGCCCCGGAUUCGGCAUCACGAUUUUCGGCGACAGUCACAAGAUUGCGGGUGGGGGAGGCAGAGGCAUGUUCUGCUACCACUGCCCGCCCGCCUUGCACCCCGGAGCGCCCCAGCCGCGACUCCCCACCCUGGAGUACCCCUUCACCCCGACGCACCCCUAUACGAGCUACUCCUACCAUCCGGCGAUACACGACGACACGUUUGUGAGGAGGAAACAAAGGAGGAACAGGACCACGUUCACGCUUCAGCAGCUGGAGGAGCUGGAGAGCGCGUUCGCUCAGACGCAUUACCCGGAUGUCUUCACCAGGGAGGAUCUGGCGAUGAAGAUUAACUUGACGGAGGCGAGGGUGCAGGUCUGGUUUCAAAACAGACGCGCCAAAUGGCGCAAAGCCGAGCGCCUCAAAGAAGAGCAGCGGAAAAGAGACGGCCAAGACGUAGUCAAGCGGGACCAGGAAGAAACCAAAGAAGAGAAAGUGGACGAGACGAGUUCCCCGGAAGUGAUGACCGCUCCAGACGAAGAAAUGGGCAGAGAGUGUUCCAGCAGGAGCAGCGGUCGCGAAACGCCGGAGCAGAGACCCGUGGAGGCGUCUCCCGAUCCCGCGUCGCCCCAGAGUCCCGCCGCCUCCGCCUCAUCGGAGCCGCCAAGGCCGGGACCGCCGCCAUUUUCGCACAUGUUUCCGUUCGGGGACAGUGCCACGGGAUUUCGUCCGGUCCUCGACGGCAACGCCGCCACCCGGAACACGCCGCCCCUCUUCUUCCCGCCCCACCUGGCCUCUCAUAUAUCAUCGCAAUUUUCGCCGCCUCUGUUCCCGACACUAAAAGGAUUUCCCGGGCUCUGCUCCUGCUGCCCCAUCAAGCCGAUGGCCGGCCUGCUGCCAUCUGGCGACGGCUCUCAGAUCUCGCCAUCCGGCGGCGACCAGCGUUCGUCCAGCGUCGCCGAGCUGCGUCGGAAAGCGCAGGAACAUUCCGCCGCCCUCCUGCAGAGCCUCCAACACGUGGCGAACUUCCAGCAGGCGGCGGGUUUGGCGGGAGGCCUCAACUUUCCCCUUCUGCCGCCAUUGACUCUGCAGGCGCUGAAUAGGAAGCACGAAAUGCCGGAAACGGCCACUAAUAGCAAGGAGCCGACGACGUAAUCGCUGUGUUUGGGGGAUUUCGUACUUAGAAGGAGAACGGGAGGAUGUACAUAGUGUGAACAAUGCAUUGAGCAAAGACAGUAUGAGGACGAGUGCAAUGACUGCGGAGAACACCAAUCGGAGGAGAUGUUCGGAUAGUUUUAAUGGAAAUAUUUUAAUUGUUUGUCAAGGUUAAGGGGGGCUCAGACGGCGAGGCAGUUUUAAAAGAAUGUGUAAAGUAAUUUUUUUUCAUUCACUUAUUUAAUGCGCGAUUCCUCAUUUUAAUAAUUCUUUGAAAUUCCAUUUCAGUUAACCUAAUGUCAAAUGACAGAAAGUUAGCUAAAUUAAAACACGAAUACAUUAUAUACAGGGUGUUCCACUUUACUAUUAUCAAAGUUCGAUUAUAAACUUUUCUAUUUGUUGUUGUUGCAUUGGAAUUAACUGAUAUUUUCCAAACUUUUCAAAGCCCACGCAAACCUUAAAUUUAAAUACAAAAACAUAAUACCUAUAUAACCUAGAUUUAAGUAGUCUUAAUAAGAAUAAAAAACACAAGAGCUACAGUUUAGUCAGGUCAGCUCAAAAAAAAAACUAUACACAACAAAAAAAAGUAACAAAAAUAGAUAAUAAAACAAACUGAAUAGAAAAAUAUCCAAAGAUACUUAUACAAAUGUGUUAACAUUUAUCUCACAUUUUAUUAAAAAUCUAGCAAAGAAAAAAUGAUAAGUAGUUUAUAUUACCAUUAAUCACCUGGUUUCGCAAAAAUAUAUAUAACAUAGUUAUCG